Molecule: messenger RNA, 600 nt
Organism: Durusdinium trenchii
Lineage: Eukaryota; Dinophyceae; Suessiales; Symbiodiniaceae
Source: the annotation of a GenBank genome assembly
AUGCGCAAGUCCAGACAUUUCCGUUUGCUAGCCAGGUGCAGAGCAGAACGGAGGCUUCAGGGCCUGCGGCGCCGAAACCAACGAAACAGGCAGGAUGAGAUCCUGCGCAAGGCGCUCUCUUACAGGACACUGCUGUGGCGUAUUCCGCAAUCAUGCAGACAAGUCAAGGACAUCCUGUUCUGGAAAGGCUUCUUACAAAAGCUGGUUUGGCGGCUAGGGGAUUUGGAGGAGCGUGUGCAGGCGAAACAGCCGCCAGCUCGUCCAAGCUUCAAGACGGUUGCAGAGUCCCCCGAGGAGAAGCAAUUGGUAGACAGCGCGCUAAACAAGCACAAGUUGAGUCGCCAUCCGGGUGAGGUCAUUUGUGUGAGAUUCAAUGCUGAAAUAAGCCGACGCCACUUGUCCUGCUUGCUGCCAGACCAGUGGGUGAAUGAUGAGGUGGCUGGAUUGCUCGAUUUUGCACCCGAACACUACGAAAGUGACACAAAUGAACAAUAUAAUAGCAAUUGCUUUGACCAGAUUGUUUUGCAUGUGACGCCACCGCAGUAUUUUGAAUUGGGGGGAAGGGUGGCGUUAGAUGAACGCGCCUUGCACGCGCCUUGA